UAAAAGCUUGAUAUCAUCCUCAUCUCCUCUGGAUUCUUAGGAUUUGGGUUUUCAUCAUAAAUAAAAGAAAACCAAGUGAUCAACCCAGAAAAACUCAAAGAGGAAGAAAAAUAAAAUAAAAUGAGGCUUUAUGUGUAUGUACUGGAAGCCAAGGAGUUAUCAACAUUGCAAGGAGGAGCAACAAAUGCAUUUGUGAAGUUACAAGUUGGUAAAUACAAAUCGAAAACAAGAGUUUUGAAGAAAAAUGUGAAUCCAGUAUGGAAUGAAGAGUUUGUGUUUAGGGUGCAUGAUAUGGAGGAUGAACUUGUUGUUUCUGUUUAUGAAUAUAACAAUGAACAAGAUCAUGGGUUUUUUAAUAAUGUUCAUGGUGAGUUAUUGGGCAAGGUUAGGAUUCCACUAUCGUCAGUGAUUAAUGAAGAUAAACAAACUCUGCCUCCUACUUGGUUUUCUUUAGAGAGAGAUGACAAUAGUAAACAACAACAACCUCUUAAUGGCAAGGAUUCUGGUAUGGUUCUUCUCACCCUGUUAUUGCGCGGAGGAGACAACAGUCCUGUUCUUCCCCGUCCUUCACAUUCACGGGAAUAUGUUAGCUCUCCGGAACCAUUUCAUGAUAUUUUAAACACUAAAGCUCUAUCCCGGAAAAUCCCUGAAGGCAAACAUUUGAUGAAGACGCUUGCUAGUCGGUUAGAAAAGAUUUUCCAUAAUCAUAAGCAUGACGAUGGUUUUAAAUCUGAUUCCAGAAAUGAGGAUUAUCCAUCGGAUAUAUCGUGCACAACUUCUGAUUAUGAGGACUGCAUGGAUGAACCUCUUUCUGCCAUGAAUACUUUUGAAGAUAGCAUGGAGUUAAUGGAAUCUAGAAACGAACAGCGGGAUGUGCCAGCAAACUUCAUGGGAAUUCUGCUUGAUCAAACAUAUAUGGUUUCGCCUAAAGAUUUGAACAUGUUUCUCUUCAUGCCCGAUUCACAGUUUCGUAGAGAAUUAGCAGAUCAACAAGGAGCCACAGAUUUACAAGAGAGCUCAUGGGAAUGGAAAUUAGGGGAAACAUCGUGUUUAACCAGAACGGUUACGUAUUUGAAAGCUGCGACAAAGUUAGUUAAGGCGGUCAGAGCAACAGAGGAACAAACCUAUCUGAAAGCCGACGGAAAGGAGUUUGUUGUCUUUGUAAGUGUGAAGACACCCGAUGUUCCAUAUGGUAACUGUUUUAACAUAGAGAUACUUUACCGGAUAGUACCUGGACCAGAGUUGUCUUCAGAAGAAGAAUCUGCCCGUCUUGUAAUAUCCUGGAAUAUUAACUUCCAGCAGAGCACAAUGAUGAGAAGUAUGAUUGAAGGAGGGGCUCGGCAAGGUCUCAAGGAAAGCUUUGAUGAGUUUUCCCACUUGUUGGCUCAGAAAUUUAAACUUCUGAACUCCACUGAAAUAUUGGAUAAGGACCAAGUGUUGGCAACAGUUCAGACUGAGCAACAGUCGGAUUGGCGAAUGGCUAUUGAGUAUUUCUGUAACUUCAACGUCUUUUUCACUAUUUUCAUGGUAUUAUAUGUUGUGUUGCACAUCCUAUUAUCAGGACGUGGCAAAUUUCGAGGAUUGGAAUUUAAUGGGUUGGAUUUACCAGACACCUUUGGGGAGUUGUUCACCGUAGGAAUCUUGGUUCUUCAAGUUGAACAUGUAUAUAAUAUGAUAACACACUUUGUACAGGCUAGAUUGCAAAAAGGAAGUGAUCAUGGAGUCAAAUCCCAAGGUGAUGGAUGGAUGCUCACAGUAGCUUUGAUCGAAGGAAGUGAUAUUGCAUCUGCAGAUUCGAACAGUUUUUCAGACCCCUAUGUAGUUUUCACAUGCAAUGGGAAGACUAGAACAAGCUCGGUCAAGCUUCAAACAUGUGAUCCUCAAUGGAGCGAGGUACUGGAGUUUGAUGCUAUGGAAGAACCACCUUCAGUGUUGGAUGUGGAAGUUUUUGAUUUUGAUGGCCCUUUUGACCAAGCUACCUCACUUGGGCAUGCGGAGAUCAAUUUUCUGAAGCACACAUCUACAGAACUAGCUGACAUUUGGGUAAACCUUGAGGGCAAACUUGCUCAAGCCUCUCAGUCCAAGUUGCACUUGAGGAUCUUUUUAGAUAAUAAUAAUGGAGUUGAAACCAUUAAAGAGUAUCUUACUAAGAUGGAAAAGGAAGUUGGUAAGAAGUUAAAUCUCCGAUCACCUCAAAAGAAUUCAGCAUUCCAGAAAUUGUUUGGUUUGCCAUCAGAAGAAUUUCUUAUCGACGACUUCGCGUGCUCCCUGAAGAGAAAGAUGCCUUUGCAGGGCCGCCUUUUUCUAUCCGCCAGAAUAGUCGGGUUCUAUGCGAAUUUGUUUGGACAUAAGACAAAAUUCUUCUUUCUCUGGGAAGAUAUUGAUGAUGUUCUAGUAGUCCCCCCAUCUCUAGCAUCAGUGGGUAGUCCCUCGCUGGCUAUUAUUCUUAGAGCAGGCCGUGGUCUUGAUGCGAAGCAUGGUGCGAAGUCUCAGGACGAAGAUGGAAGGCUUAGAUUUCACUUCCAAUCAUUUGUGUCUUUCAAUGUGGCCAGCAGAACAAUCACGGCAUUGUGGAGAACAAGAACCUUAACCCCCGAGCAGAAAGGAAAGAUGGUAGAAGAUCAUCAAGAUCAAGAUGGAAAAACUAUUCAGAUUGAAGAUACUGGAUCCUUUUUGGGUGUGGAAGAUGAUGAUGCCAAUAUGUCGAGAGUUUACUCUUCAGAACUUCCGGUAAACAUUACAUUAUUGAUGCAAAUGUUUGACGGGGGUCAGUUGGAAUACAAAGUAAUGUUGAAGUCUGGUUGUGUUAAUUAUGCAACUACAGAAUGGGAAGCUGUAAAGCCAGAUGUUUUUGAAAGACAUUUAUGUUACAAGUUUAAUCGCCAUGUCUCGAUAUUUGGAGGAGAAGUAACUAGCACCCAGCAAAAAUCCCCUACAGAUGACGGUAAAGGGUGGAUUGUGGACGAGGUUAUGACCCUCCAUGACGUCCCGUUCGGCGAUCACUUCCGUGUUCAUUUGAAGUAUCAGAUCGAGAAUGUCCAUGCUGGUUCUUCUGCACCAUGUCAGUGUGACGUUCAUUUGGGGAUAGCAUGGGUGAGAAGUACCAAGUUUCAGCAGAGGAUUACCCGAAACAUAACGGAGAAAUUCUCCAAUAGACUGAAGGAAAUUUUUGAGCUGGUGGAAAGAGAAAUUCUUUUAUCUACCUCUCCCCCACACGAUGUACUUACACUUUGAUUACAACGACAAAGAGAAAAAUUGCAUUUCAUAGACGGUAGGUGAAAGAAAAAUUUCAGUCUAGCAACAUAACAAGGUCCAGCUGUCCUCCUAUAUAUAAGAGACAACUCUGAUCUCUCAUCUGCUGACAUUCAAUAACAACUUAUCUUUUCACAACUUCUUCUGGAAGCCCAUAACACCAUGAAAAUGGAGAACCCAUUUCCUCUCUACCACUGGCUAUUCCUUUUCUGGUUGGCUACUGCUACCAUGAUAUCUCCUUCUCAUGGGGAUUUAGGAAAAUGCAAUCCCAGGGACUACAAAGCACUUAUGGGUAUUAAAAAUUCACUAAACAUCCUCAACACAGAUCUACUUUCAUGGGUUCCGAAUACAGACUGCUGCCACUGGGACGGAAUCAAAUGUGAUAGCAAAACCGUGUAAACGACCUCCACAUCUUUGCAGGUGACACCACCGGACAAAUUUCAUCCACACUAGGUGACCUUCCUUACCUCGAAUCUAUAGUUUUCACUCAAUUUGGAUUUAUAAAUGGUUCAAUCCCGCAAUCUAUCACA
Molecule: messenger RNA, 3782 nt
Organism: Papaver somniferum (opium poppy)
Lineage: Eukaryota; Viridiplantae; Streptophyta; Magnoliopsida; Ranunculales; Papaveraceae
Product: C2 and GRAM domain-containing protein At5g50170-like
Exons: 9
Coding region: 121-3234 (1037 amino acids)
Source: RefSeq, a predicted model, not a curated record